Messenger RNA from Diachasma alloeum, 397 nucleotides. RefSeq names its product immediate early response 3-interacting protein 1. The transcript is spliced from 3 exons. NCBI's taxonomy places the organism in Eukaryota, Metazoa, Arthropoda, Insecta, Hymenoptera, Braconidae. Gene Ontology annotation, cellular component: COPII-coated ER to Golgi transport vesicle; Golgi membrane; endoplasmic reticulum membrane. The record is from RefSeq and is a predicted model, not a curated record. Bases 38 to 286 code for a protein of 82 amino acids. Gene Ontology annotation, biological process: endoplasmic reticulum to Golgi vesicle-mediated transport.
CGUUGGCAGUCGUUGGAGUUAUUUUGAAAAGUGAAACAUGGCGUUUACCCUGUGGACUCUGUUCGAGGCAACACUUUUGUGUUUAAAUGCCGUCUGUGUCCUUCACGAGGAGAGAUUUCUAGUCAAGAUUGGAUGGGGAGCCCAGCAGAAUAUUCAGGGGUUUGGGGAACCUCCUAGUGUCAAGUCACAGGCCAUGCAUCUUGUGAGGUCGAUAAGAACUGUGGCGAGAUAUCCCCUAAUAUUCCUCAACAUUCUGACGAUACUCGUGAAGCUGGUGCUGGGAUGAUGGAAUAAAUGUAUAAAUUAUCAAUCCCUAAAUAAUUAAUGUCUCCCAGGAGCGAUGUACAUACAAGUCCCUAUGACGAUUUUAUAAUAAAAGAAUCUUCAAUUACCACUA